Sceloporus undulatus (fence lizard) is the source of this 1132-nucleotide messenger RNA. Its product is annotated as interferon-induced transmembrane protein 1-like. Bases 91 to 537 code for a protein of 148 amino acids. Gene Ontology annotation, cellular component: plasma membrane. The record is from RefSeq and is a predicted model, not a curated record. The transcript has 2 exons. Gene Ontology annotation, biological process: response to interferon-alpha; negative regulation of viral genome replication; host-mediated suppression of symbiont invasion. NCBI's taxonomy places the organism in Eukaryota, Metazoa, Chordata, Lepidosauria, Squamata, Phrynosomatidae.
AGCCAGCUUGGGAAGAAGGAGGAGGAGAGCGGGGCUCCCGAGUCCUUUCCAGCCCCUCUCUCUCAGAAGGAGACGCAGCCAGAGGAGGAGAUGGCCAGUGGCGCCCAGUUCCCCUUCCCUCCCCAAGGCAAUGGGGCCCUGCCCCGCUACGAGCAGCUGAAGGACGAGCACGACCUGGGGGUGCUGAGCCCCGUCCCGGCCCCCGCUGCCGCCCCCCAAGGCCCCGGGGCCCCCCUGGGCUCCGCCACCGUCAUCCACGUGCCCAGCCCGGUCUUCGUGGCGCCCGCCCGCGACCACCUGCCCUGGUCCCUCUUCAGCACCAUCUACCUCAACUUCUGCUGCCUGGGCUUCAUGGCCCUGGUCUUCUCCGUCAAGGCAAGAGAUCGCAAAAUGCUUGGUGACCACAGUGGAGCAGGGAGCUACGGUUCUACUGCCAAGUGCCUGAACAUCACAGCUCUGCUGCUGAGUCUCCUGUCAGUCAUUGUUCUUAUCAUCCUUGUAACCACAGAGGGUAUUACCAUUGCAUAUUGGCCAUAGUAACCCCUGCUAUACUGGGCUGCAGAGUGGCUUCUUUUCAAAAACUCUUUCACAUCCUUUCCACAUCUUCCUUUGCUUCAUAGUCUUCUACUUGGGUAAUCUCUUAGUGGUUGUUGUUUGGUUUGUUCAGACACUGCUGGGUAAUAUGCCAGAGAGAAAGGCUUGAGAGUCUAGUGUGGCAUAUUCAAUUAUGUCAUUCUUAGCUUUGCCAAGAUGGAGGUGGAGUUGCUUCUGUUUCAUAUGCCAUGACAUGGAGAGAGUGUAUUGCUUCAAGACUUUGCUUUUUCUCAUUCCACAUGGCCCAAGUGCCUCUUCUACACUUUCUACUGACUUUGACCAGCCACAUUUUCUCUUCUGUUGAAUGUAGCCAACCCCAAAAAGCCAUGAUAUGGUUUGGAGAUCACGUAAGAAUCUGCUUUAUUCCAGUCAAAUAAGGGGAUGGAUGGAAUGUAUAGGAGGGCUUUCUAGCUCUUCCACCUUUUUGCAAAAUUCUCCACUUGUCAUGUUUUCCCUAUUUCUUUUGUAGUAAGAGAUGCUUGUAAAACUUGUUUUGAUAACCAUGAAUAGUCUUUAAUACAUUUGUAGGAAAAAAUAA